UCAUCACUUUGUCAUCAAAAGAGUACAGUAGUAGCAGUCAUCUGAGUAAUUGUUAAAUUUAUUACUGUGUGAUAACUUUUUAGCGAGUAGGCAGGUUAUUCGCGGAUUAAUAAUGGGAUAUUUGCAAGUUUACGUUAUCACGUUAUGUGUAAUUUUAGGUAUUGCAUCUGGUUACGAACUUUCUGAUGUAAAAUCAGCGAAAAUUGAGACUUGCAGAGGAUGUUCAUUAAAUCGUCUGCCUGAAGUGAAGAAAUUUGUUAUGGAAGAUGCGCCGUUUUAUGAGCGACUGGAGGUGAAAUUUAUCACCGGUGCGCCCCCAGAACUGGUUCUGUUGGGUGACGGUGACGUAGAACUUGAGCGCCUCCCACUUUCAAGCCUUAGUCGCCAAGAGUGUAAUGACUUAGUGCAAAACAAAGGAUUCUCAAAAAAAUCCAAAAAUGAGGAAUUUUAAAAUUAACAUGUAAUCCACAUUCCUCAGAAUUAAUUCCAUUAGUUUUAAGCUUGUCAAGUUUUGUGUACAAACUACAAAAUACGUAAUUAAAUCUGGUUUUUACUUA
This is a messenger RNA of Colias croceus (clouded yellow), 557 nucleotides long. RefSeq names its product selenoprotein M-like. The transcript has 2 exons. NCBI's taxonomy places the organism in Eukaryota, Metazoa, Arthropoda, Insecta, Lepidoptera, Pieridae. Gene Ontology annotation, molecular function: oxidoreductase activity. Gene Ontology annotation, cellular component: endoplasmic reticulum lumen. The coding region runs from base 113 to 451 and encodes 112 amino acids. The record is from RefSeq and is a predicted model, not a curated record.